GAAGCUGAAAGUCAUCUGGGGUUGGUUUCAAGACAGGACAAGCUGUCAGAGAGCGGGGCAGAAGGUGUGAAGAGGGGGAGGAGGAAAAUGUGGGAGAGGAAGAAAUCAGAACAAAAUAUGAAGCGGUGAGAGACAGACAAAAAGUCAAUCCAGAGCUGCCGGGAGCGGAGUGCUGGCGUGGAAGGAGUGCCUAAAGACUGAGGACAGUGAAUGCACCGCGGGAAGAGUGAAAAGCUGGAAGUAUGGGGUGUAUGCAUAGCAGCGGCAAGAUAAAGGAGGACAGGCCUGGUACAGAUACAGAAGGAAUCCCUGUGAAGGCAGAUGGCGAGGUGCAUCCUGAGAUCAUUCAGCUUGCUGAGCUCAACAAACCAGCUGGUCACAUCUUCACGGUGAAGAGCUUUAAGAAAAGACGGGCAUGUGACGUCUGCGAGAAGAACAUUGAAGACCCAGGAGCGUUCUGCAAGGAGUGCAAGAUCGCUGUUCAUAAGAUGUGCGAAGCAAAGGUGUUCACCACCUGCACCCCAGUGCCAGAUCUGCACAGCUCCACAAAGUCAACAUCUCAAAAGAAGAGAAGCUCCUUGCCAAGAAGGAAAAGCGUAGAAGAAGUGAUGGAACAUGUGAUGGAAGGACACUAUGACUUCGACCUCACCUACAUCACAGAGCGGAUCAUCUCUGUCUUCUUUGUGCCAGACCUGGAGGAGCAGCGCUAUCGUAGAAACCUGCAGGAGGUGGCCUCCAUGCUCAAAUCUAAGCACCAGGACAAGUUUCUGCUUCUGAAUUUAUCAGAAAAAAGACAUGACAUCACCAGGCUUAACUCAAAGGUGCAAGAUUAUGGCUGGCCUGAUCUCCACGCCCCUCCACUGGACAGGAUCUGUGCCAUUUGUAAAGCCAUGGAGAUGUGGCUGACUUCUGACCCUCACAACGUGGUCGUUCUCCACUGCAAAGGUCACAAAGGAAAGACGGGGGUCAUAGUGGCGGCCUACAUGCACUACAGCAAGAUUUCAGCUGGAGCAGACCAGGCUCUCACCACGUUAGCCAUGAGGAAGUUUUGCGAAGACAAAAUCUCCUCCUCUCUGCAUCCCUCUCAGAGCAGGUACAUCUAUUAUUUCAGCGGUUUGCUGUCGGGGACCAUCAAAAUGAACAGCAGUCCUUUGUUCCUUCAUCAGAUCCUUGUUCCUUCAUUACCAAAUUUCCAAUCAGGAGGAGGUUUUUAUCCUUUCCUGAAAAUCUACCAGUCCUUACAGCUCAUUUAUACCUCAGGAGUGUAUGAUCCUCAGAGCUCCCGGGCAAGAAAAUUGUGUGUAACUAUGGAGCCAGCUCUGUUAUUAAAGGGUGACAUUAUGGUGAAAUGCUACCACCGGCGGAGCAGAGCAGCAGAGAGGGAGGUUGUGUUCAGAGUCCAGUUCCACACCUGCACAGUUCAUGGAGCCCAGCUGUGGUUUGGAAAAACUGAACUAGACCUGGCCUGCUCAGAUGACAGAUUCCCUCCAGACGCUACAGUGGAGUUCAUCUUCGCCAACAGUCCAGAAAAACUCAAAGGUCGAGAAUACAGAAAAAAUGACUCUUCUGUCAAAGUAGACUACAAAACCUCAGACCCUGUUGUUAAAUGGGAUUCCUAUGAAAACUUCAAUCUACACCAUGAAGACAGCAUGGAAAAUAUCGCUCACACAAGAGGCCCACUAGAUGGCAGCUUGUAUGCCCAGGUGAGGAAGCGACGUGGACCAGGUGCAACAUCCUCAGCUGCUUCGCCCAAUGGAUGCCUUACCAGUAGCCCAACUGUAAAACCCCAAUUUGCCUCCAAACCGCAACCCUUCACCUUCAACUGUAGCCCAAGAAGCUCUGUGGUCUCUUCAGAUAAGCUGAGCGAAACAUCGAUGUCAAUUAGCUGCUCUGAAAAAGAAAAACCUGACUGCACCUUGAGGAGAGGAGAAAUGGGAGAACGGACGCAAGAGAAGAGGAGAGACAAAGCGAAAGACAGAGAGACUGCGAUUUUGGAUGACGGAGAUCCUUCAAGUCCAGGGGUUGUGAGACGAGAGCGUUCCUGUUGUGAUCGAGCAGUUCAGAAAUGUAGUGAUGCAGAAUGGGAGAGGGAAAGGGACCCCUGUCUUUCUGAUGGUCGGUCGCUUAGACAUUGCAGCAGCAUGAAAAAGCAUCCGAAAAGCCAAACGCUGCCAGCUUUGCUGUCCAAAUCUAUGUCUCCUCCUCCCCAUUCAGCUAUUAGGGAGCUCUGCCAUCGCCAUAGUGCAGAUCCUGUUGCUGAAUUAACAUGGGACCGUCCGAUUCAUCCUCCCUCGCUGCCCUGCAUCAACAGGCCAUGCUACCCUUAUCCAACCCCAGAACACACCCUUCCUCACAAUCAUACACUGCCAGCCUCAAACAGAUGCUAUCCUGGAGAAGAAUGUCACCUCUUGCUUUACCCCAGCCAUGGAUUAGGGUCUCAUCCUUCCUUCCCACCACAGCCUGGAAACCCUUACAGAGAGCUUUUCAUCAGUUCCCCUUCAUCUUCUUCUUUUUGCCAUUGUCAGGACUGCUCCAGGAGACGAGAACACCAAUCAAACUCAGUUAAAGUCUUCCAACAAAUGCAAUCAGACCAAGCUGAAAACCCACACUGGUCACAAGGAACUGGGGGUCAGCGGUCAAGAGAGAUACCCCCCCUUUGGGAAACAGAGAAGCCAUGGGAAAUGACGAGACAGGCAGAACUCUGGCAGUGUAAAUCACCACUGCCAGCUUUUCAUCUCUUCCACUCUGCUGUGGAUCAGGUUUCAAACCCAGAGAAGCCUAGAUUUGCUUAUGCACAGCAUCAAAAUCACCCCAUUCCUCAGUCAUUGAUGGAUAUAAGGGAUGGAGUAAGCAGCGGGUACCACACCCCUCUGCAGCCCCGACACUCGUGCCCCUGCUCUCCCUUUCAGUCCUCUCCAUCUGAUAGCCGGGGAUAUGCCUCAGGCUAUCACUCUGGAUCAGCAUCACCUUUGCCAGCCAGUAGCCCAUCUCCUGGAGGGGGACGCCUGCCUGAUAUCCCUUCAGGAUCCAGGGACCAGCCACACACAGAGCAACACAAAGUGGAAAAGGAUAAAACUGUUGCAGAAGAUGACAUAUGUCAAGGCUCAGAGAGUAAACUAGACGUCUGUCGUGAGUCAAACACCCCUGGAGCGGACUCUGAUCACGACUACACAGUUAUUGGCAGCAGCAGCCCAACUCACACAGAGGACAGUGCAAUUGCUGAUAGCCCUGUUCAGAGCCAAGAAACUGUGACUCAUUUGGACUCCAAUAAAAAUACAGGCCAAUCUGUUACACUAACUCCAUCAGAGAAACAAACCCAGAAUUUAACAAUAUCUGCAAACCCCUCAAAGCCACCAGGAGAAUCCCUUCUGAAAGGUGAAAGUGAACUUGGAGCAGCUGAGAUCAAAAGUUCGGAUCAAAAGACCAAAUCAACAGUUUCAAACUAUGCCACCGUCAUUAUCCCUCAGGUUCAAGUUCAGCUCAAUGGGACCACCCUUCCUAUCAAUGUAGCAUCGGAAUGCAAUACAGGUGGGAACAUGAAUCCCUCUCGUAGUUCUUCCACCUCUUCCCCUCAUACUCCUACUGGCUCUCCGGAUAAACAGUCUUCUCCUCAACACUCCAUGUCUGAUAAAGACACAACUGGACAAAGACUUAUCCCAGAUCGUGACAUCUCAACAGACACAAAACCUCCUUCACCUGUGCCAGAUGGAUACCAUACACCCACCUUUCCCCUAGCCUCCUACUACUACUCCUUAUUAAACGUUCCUCAUGUGCCCUACACUGGCUACACUGCGGUAACGAUCCCCACCAUCCAACCACCGCUGCCAGAGAAGAAACGAUUUUCCUCUGCAGUAGUAUCACCGAAUGGACAUACUGGUUUACUCCAGGCUCCCUCGUGUCCUUCACCAAUUCACCAUGUUACUUUCGCCCCUGUUGUCGGAGAGCACAGAAUGGAAUCUGCACAACAGAGUCACACCGAAGAGACAGAAACAAGGGUGAAUUCUAGGUUUGUUCAGGACAGCUCCAAAUACUGGUACAAACCAGGCAUCUCCAGAGACCAAGCCAUUGCUGCGCUGAAGGACAAGGAGCCAGGGGCAUUUCUCAUCAGAGACAGUAACUCAUUCCACGGUGCUUAUGGCCUGGCUCUUAAGGUGGCCACUCCUCCUCCUAAUGCCAACAUUACUGGAAACAAAGGGGACCCUCUGGAACAGCUGGUAAGACACUUCCUCAUCGAGACAGGGCCACGGGGAGUGAAGAUCAAGGGCUGUCAGAACGAGUCCUACUUCGGAAGUUUAUCUGCUCUAGUUUACCAACAUUCAAUAACUCCUAUCUCUCUGCCGUGUGCCCUCCGUAUCCCAGACAAAGAUUUGGUUGGUGAGCUCCAGGAGAUGCAAAGUGCCACAAAUACAAGUACAGCUGCUGACCUCCUUAAACAAGGAGCAGCAUGCAACGUGCUCUACCUAAAUUCAGUGGAAACUGAGUCAUUGACGGGGCCAGAGGCUGUUUCCAAGGCUAUCAAGUGCACAAUGGCUCUGAAUACACGACCAGUACCAACGGUGGUCCACUUCAAAGUGUCCUCACAAGGGAUCACUCUAACUGACAAUAAAAGAAGGCUUUUUUUUAGGCGGCAUUACCCAAUCAACAGUGUUACUUUCAGCAGUCUGGAUCCCCAUGAUCAGAGGUGGAUUAAUUCUGAUAGCACGUCAAGCAAGAUGUUUGGCUUUGUGGCGAGAAGAACGGGGACGACAACGGAGAACGUGUGUCACCUGUUUGCCGAGAUGGACCCUGAGCAGCCAGCUGUGGCAAUAGUCAACUUCAUCAAUAAAGUCAUGCUGGGACCACAGCUAAGAAGAUGAGGAGCAAAGUCAUUGGAAACCGUGCACAGUUUAGCAUCACAAGAUUUUUCUGACACAUUUUUAAAUUC
This is a messenger RNA of Cyprinodon tularosa, 4924 nucleotides long. RefSeq names its product tensin-2-like. Gene Ontology annotation, molecular function: protein binding; protein tyrosine phosphatase activity. The transcript is spliced from 27 exons. Gene Ontology annotation, biological process: peptidyl-tyrosine dephosphorylation. Bases 243 to 4856 code for a protein of 1537 amino acids. Lineage: Eukaryota; Metazoa; Chordata; Actinopteri; Cyprinodontiformes; Cyprinodontidae. The record is from RefSeq and is a predicted model, not a curated record.